Molecule: messenger RNA, 2340 nt
Organism: Sycon ciliatum
Lineage: Eukaryota; Metazoa; Porifera; Calcarea; Leucosolenida; Sycettidae
Product: fibroin heavy chain-like
Exons: 2
Coding region: 1-2340 (779 amino acids)
Source: RefSeq, a predicted model, not a curated record
AUGGGACCUGGUGUGGGUAUGGGACAUGGUGCAGGUAUGGGACAUGGUGUGGGUAUGGGACCUGGUGUAGGACCCGGUGUAGGUAUGGGACCUGGUGUGGGUAUGGGACCUGGUGCAGGUAUGGGACAUGGUGUGGGUAUGGGACCUGGUGUAGGUAUGGCACGUGGUGUAGGUAUGACACGUGGUGUGGGUAUGGGACCUGGUGCAGGUAUGGGACCUGGUGUGGGUAUGGGACCUGGUGCAGGUAUGGGACCUGGUGUGGGUAUGGGACCUGGUGUAGGUAUGGCACGUGGUGUAGGUAUGACACGUGGUGUACGUAUGAGACCUGGUGCAGGUAUGGGACAUGGUGUGGGUAUGGGACCUGGUGUGGGUAUGGGACCUGGUGUAGGUAUGGCACAUGGUGUAGGUAUGGGACCUGGUGUGGGUAUGGGACCCGGUAUGGGACCUGGUGUGGGUAUGAGAUCUGGUGUGGGUAUGGGACCUGGUGUGGAUAUUGGACCUGGUGUGGGUAUGGGACCUGGUGUGGAUAUUGGACCCGGUGUAGGUAUGGGACCCGGUAUGGGUAUGGGACCUGGUGUGGGUAUGGGAUCUGGUGUGGGUAUGGGACCUGGUGUGGAUAUGGGACCUGGUGUGGGUAUGGGACCUGGUGUGGAUAUUGGACCCGGUGUAGGUAUGGGACCCGGUGUAGGUAUGGGACCCGGUGUGGGUUUGGGACCUGGUGUGGGUAUGGUACCCGGUGUGGGUAUGGGACCCGGUGUGGGUGUGGGACCUGAUGUGGGUAUGGAACAUGGUGUGGGUAUGGGACCUGGUGUGGGUAUGGAAUAUGGUGUGGGUAUGGGACCUGGUGUGGGUAUGGGACCUGGUGUGGGUAUGGGACCCGGUAUGGGUAUGGGACCUGGUGUGGGUAUGGGAUCUGGUGUGGGUAUGGGACCUGGUGUGGAUAUUGGACCUGGUGUGGGUAUGGGACCUGGUGUGGGUAUGGGACCUGGUGUGGGUAUGGGACCUGGUGUGGAUAUUGGACCCGGUGUAGGUAUGGGACCCGGUGUAGGUAUGGGACCUGGUGCAGGUAUGGGACCUGGUGUGGGUAUGGGACCCGGUGUGGGUAUGGGACCUGGUGUGGGUUUGGGACCUGGUGUGGGUAUGGUACCCGGUGUGGGUGUGGGACCCGGUGUGGGUGUGGGUGUGGGACCUGAUAUGGGCAUGGGACCUGGUGUGGGUUUGGGACCUGGUGUGGGUAUGGGAGCUGGUGUGGGUAUGGGACCCGGUGUGGGUAUGGGACCCGGUGUGGGUGUGGGACCUGGUGUGGGUGUGGGACCUGGUGUGGGUAUGGGACCUGGUGUGGGUAUGGGAUCUGGUGUGGGUAUGGGACCUGGUGUGGAUAUUGGACCUGGUGUGGGUAUGGGACCUGGUGUGGGUAUGGGACCUGGUGUGGGUAUGGGACCUGGUGUGGGUAUGGGACCUGGUGUGGAUAUUGGACCCGGUGUAGGUAUGGGACCCGGUGUAGGUAUGGGACCCGGUGCAGGUAUGGGACUUGGUGUGGGUAUGGGACCCGGUGUGGGUAUGGGACCUGGUGUGGGUUUGGGACCUGGUGUGGGUAUGGUACCCGGUGUGGGUAUGGGACCCGGUGUGGGUGUGGGACCUGAUGUGGGUAUGGAACAUGGUGUGGGUAUGGGACCUGGUGUGGGUUUGGGACCUGGUGUGGGUAUGGGACCCGGUAUGGGUAUGGGACCUGGUGUGGGUAUGGGAUCUGGUGUGGGUAUGGGACCUGGUGUGGAUAUUGGACCUGGUGUGGAUAUUGGACCUGGUGUGGAUAUUGGACCCGGUGUAGGUAUGGGACCUGGUGUGGGUAUGGGACCCGGUGUGGGUUUGGGACCUGGUGUGGGUAUGGUACCCGGUGUGGGUAUGGGACCCGGUGUGGGUGUGGGACCUGAUGUGGGCAUGGGACCUGGUGUGGGUAUGGGACCUGGUGUGGGUUUGGGACCUGGUGUGGGUAUGGGAGCUGGUGUGGGUAUGGGACCCGGUGUGGGUAUGGGACCCGGUGUGGGUGUGGGACCUGGUGUGGGUGUGGGACCCGGUGUGGGUAUGGGACCCGGUGUGGGUAUGGGACCUGGUGUGGGUAUGGGACCUGGUGUGGGUAUGGGACCUGGUGUGGGUAUGGGACCUGGCGUGGGUAUGGGAGCUGGUGUGGGUAUGGGACCUGGUGUGGGUAUGGGACCUGGUGUGGGUAUGGGACCUGGUGUGGGUGAGGAUGUGGGUAUGGCCAUAUGGGACCUGGUGAGGGUGUGGCAGGUAGUAUGGAUACGGGACCCAACAUUACUAGUACAGUCAGACCUCGCUUAA